UGAGAGAUUGGCGGCGAGGUCCAGACUAAAUUAGUUACUAGUGCAACCACCAACCAACUCUGUGCAAGUAGCGUAUUAGGCCUACUCGACUAGUCCCCUCCCCUCGCUUAACGGUAAAGGAAAGACAACUCUUUUGUUACUCUUCCGGUUAAAUCACAUGAACGAAAGAUGGCAAACAGCUGAUGGAUCAUCGGAUGAAAACAAUGUCAAUAUAUCCACAGUUUGAUUAUCUCUGACAUAGAGCUUAACGAUUUCAGUGACUUGAACAUGAGUAACGGUACUACUAGCGCCAAUACUCCAGACGAGACGGAGUCUAACACGUACGGGAGUACCCCCGGGGUGGCACGAGGUGACAAUACACACACGGGGGGAGGUGAUGGACAGUUUGAUUUCUCUUUCUCAACUUCUUUAGUGAGAGACUCGCUCGAUGACAAACACAAACACAUUUCUCACUCCAUUAACACACCACAAAACAAUGAACGUGUGGCGAGUAGGAAACUCUCGUUCUGUAGAGAAUUAACUGAGCAUACUCACCUGCUGCAAGCCACAGUGUUCAUAGAAGAUGCUGCUAAGUACCGUGAGAUUUAUCAUCGAGUGGACAAAAGAGCUCUUCAGGUGUACAGACUCUACCAUUCCACUGCAUUACAAAGAUGUCGCUAUGUUUUUACCUUUGUGCUACACAUCCUGGCAUUCUUUGAAUAUCCAUCCUCCCUGACGUGGACGUCAGACAUCCGUUACCGUGGAGACAGAAUCAACAUUCCGUGUGGAGUCACCGAGGGAUUUGAACUCAUCUGUCUUCUUUUCUUCACGAUGGAUGUCAUAAUGAAAUACUGGUUAAUUGGCUUUGAACAGUUUCGUAAAAAGAAAUGGAUGAUAGCCACUGUGGUUGUCCUGGGACUUUCUCUCAUUGAUUGGUGUGUUAGCAUUGGCUUCCAGUGUAACGAGGCUACUCGGUUCCGUAGAAUUAUCCGUCCUUUUUUUAUCAUCAAUUACUCCAGUAUUAUGAAGAAGACUGUAAAAUGUCUCCAGAGGACUUUACCGGAGGUUGUCAGUGUCUUGCUGUUGUUGGGGUUACAUCUCUUUGUGUUUUCUCUCAUUGGAAUGUUGCUGUUCCCCACUCCAAAGCCCUAUGGUCAGAUGAGCAAUGUUACUGAUGGGAUCUCAGCUUCUGUGUCAAACUUGACCACACCCUCUCCUGCAAACGAUACCAAUGUGGUUAAGGAGGGGGAUAAGUACUUCCGUACUCUACUGGACUCUUUCAUGAAUCUCCUUGUUCUGCUCACCACAGCCAACAACCCAGACGUUAUGAUGCCAGUGUACCAAAACAACAGACUGUAUGCUGUGUAUUUCAUCAUAUUUUUACUCAUUGGGAACUAUUGUUUUAUGAACAUGCUUCUGGCCGUCAUUUAUAACCAGUUCAGAGGGUAUUUUCAGACUUCCAUGCAGUCUGCAUUACUGAGGAGGAGGGUGGGAGUUCGAGCUGCUUAUGAGGUCCUGAAAGAGGUGGACAGGUACCUCUCCCCCACGGAGCAAAGAUUUGGGGUAUCUUUGUACAAUGUCAAGACGAUCAUAGAGCAUGCUGAUUUACCCCUGCAUGUCAAGUCAGCUCUCAGAGAGGAUCUGGACAGGAAAUCCACCAUGUCUGAUGACUAUCUCUCACUGUUAGAGUUUCAGGCUUGCUUUGAAUCCAUGGAAACAGAUUCUCCCCAGAAGCAGAAACCGGAUAUUAGAUGGUUCCAGAACCCAUGGAUAAGAAGAUUCCAAAGAUGUGUGGCUCACAGAUUCUUUGGUUACUUUGGUAACCUGGUGGCAGCAGCUAAUGUUAUUGUGAUCGCAGUGGAGCUGUCAUUAGUGUAUGAUAAAAGUUUGGGAGGCAACACAUCAGAUCUUAAUAUCGUGAAUUUUGUUUUUGUCUUGUACUACUUGGUGGAACAAAUCAUCAAACUGACAUGUCUGGGAUGGAGGCGGUACCUGUCCGAGUACUGGAACAUCUUCGAUGGCUUCAUCACCAUAACGCUUGUAAUUACUGAAAUGUUUGCUGUAGGAUACUAUGGCUUUCCACUCAGUGGUUCCAAACAAGUUCAUGAUACGCCAAUCGUCUGGAAUGUUGCACGCAUCAUCAAUAUUCUUAUUUUGUUCAGGCUUCUGCGCAUAAUACCAAAUAUUAAGGCGAUGACUAUCGUUGCUGCAACACUGGUGGAUCUUGUAAAGAACCUAAAGUCUUUUGCUGGAAUAUUAAUUGUGAUUUACUAUUCAUUUGCCAUUCUGGGCAUUGAAAUCUUCCAUGAUGCCAUUAAGGACCCACCAUCUAAUGAUACAGGGUUGGUGUUUGAGUGUGGUUCCUAUCAGCAGCUGAAGUACUGGGCCAACAAUUUUGAUGACUUUGCGGCCGCCCUAGUAGUUUUGUGGGACGUAAUGGUGGUCAAUAAUUGGAGCGUUUUUCUGAAAGCUUAUGCGGAGGUCAAAACUGAAUGGUCCUAUUUAUUCUUCAUUGUUUGGUGGUUGUUUUCUGUCGUCAUAGUGAUGCAGUUGUUUACAGCCCUCAUUAUUGAGAACUUUAUCAUGAAAUGGGACAAGAGUGCUUCCAGAAGGAACAGAGGAAAUUCAGACUUUGAGGAAUCUCAUCAUUUCAUGUCUUUACAUGAAAUGUUCAGGCAAAAUCUUCAUGAACCAACAGAGGAGGAGAUUAUGUUACAAAUUAACAGUAACCAAUAUCUACGAGACACUGUGUCAUAGGGAAUUUAGGGGAGCGUGGAAUGAACAAAGACUUAUCUCCUGACACUGUGUCAUAGAGAAUUUAGGGGAGCGUGGAAUGAACAAAGACUCAUCUCCUGACACUGAAAAUUAGGAAAGAAAAUAGUGUUACCAAUCAGCAGUCACCAUUACCGAUAGAACGUGCUGUGCCAUAGAACAUUAAGGUUUAUAGAUGCUGGGUAUUCUUCUUACAGAGAAGAGUCAAGAUGAUGAGACCUCCUGGAAAUCAGCAAGAGCAUGUAUCUGCUGCGUGUUGUGCCAGAGAUGUUAUACUGGUUGUCUACUCAAAUACCUCUAGUCUUCUUGUGUUUUCUUUAAGGCAUUAGUGGCAUUGCCACAAUGUGUGAAUUGUUUUAAUACUUCAGAACAUGAGAAAUUGUUGAAUAUUUUUUACAUUGAAUGUUCUACAUAGCUUGUGAUUGCUUUGUGUUUUUUUAAGACUUUGAAAUCAAUUUUCACGAUGUCUGUAAACCUUGGCAGUGAAGAUUGAAAAAGACUUGUAUUGAAAAUGAGCCAUUUGAAUGAAAUAUCACAUUUCCUAAUACUCACUGAAGGUCACAUUAAAUGUUUUUAUUCAAAAAGGUAUUUCAAAUCGCAAUAAGGAAUAUGUAGCAGACUGAGCCAAUAUAAGGUAAUAUGAUGUAAAACAUUAGAGAAUUGAUUUAUGAAUAAUUUUUUCUCAAUGUAUUUGAAAUAAGAUGAUUAUCAACAUAAAAGUAACUUGUUAUAACAAUGUAAAGUCCCUUUUGAGUUUUGGGUUGUAUAUGUACAUGUAUUAUCAAUAUAUGCAGUUAACUGUAUGUACACAAUACAGAAAUCAGAAAGGUUUAUCAUCUCUCUAGACAUACAGAAAAGUUUUAUCAUCUCUAGACAUACAGAAAGGUUGAUAUCUCUCUCUAGACAUACAGAAAGAUUGAUAUCUCUCUAGACAUACAGAAAGGUUGAUAUCUCUCUAGACAUACAGAAAGGUUGAUAUCUCUCUAGACACACAGAAAAGUUUUAUUAUCUCUAGACAUACAGGAAGGUUGAUAUCUCUCUAGACAUAAAGGAAGGUUGAUAUCUCUAGACAUACAGGAAGGUUGAUAUCUCUCUAGACUUACAGAAAGGUUGACCAUCUCUCCAGACAAAGACAUUUAUCAAAACUUCCCCAGGCAGUUAUAAAUGUUUAUCAUUGAGUUAUUUAUCAUUGAAAUUGUUUAAUUUAUACUUUUAUGCCAUGUGGUUGGGAAGGAUUUCUGCCUAGUGGUUGGGAAGGGUUUCUGCCUAGUGGUUGGGGAGGGUUUCUGCCCAGUGGUUGGGGAGGGUUUCUGCUCAGUGGUUGGGGAGGGUUUCUGCCCUGGGGUUGGGGAGGGUUUCUGCCCUGGGGUUGGGAAGGGUUUCUACCCAGGGGUUGGGGAGGGUUUCUGCCCUGUGGUUGGGAAGGGUUUCUGCCCAGUGGUUGGGGAGGGUUUCUGCUCAGUGGUUGGGGAGGAUUUCUGCCCAGUGGUUGGGGAGGGUUUCUGACCUCUGGUUGGGAAGGGUUUCUGCCCAGUGGUUGGGGAGGGUUUCUGCUCAGUGGCUGGGAAGGGUUUCUGCCCUGAGGUUGCAUGCUGUUGGCAUCCCUGAUGGAAUUGGUUGGAGCAGGUCCCAUAUUUAUCUGACCAUGAAUCUGAGUCUGUAUCCAUAGGCUAAAUCUACUUUAACGAAUUUUUAACCUUACAUUUACCACCAUUUACAUGUAAGAGUCUUUAGUACUUGACAUCUUUUCUAGAUGGGUCAGUACAUUAAAAUUGAAAUGUACACUGUAGCUUGUUAGUGUUGAUUUACAGAAAUGUUAUAGUUUGGCUGGUUAGUCUUACGGUAGAAUGGGGUAGACAUGGUCCUCCGAUACAAUAGACCAUGUUGUGAAUUUAAUAUUUAGCUAUGCAUUGCUUUGUUUCAUUUUCAUAGUUUUUAUAUGUUUGUUUUGAGUCGUCAAAAGCUUCAAAUAAUAGAAUAUUUGUAUCUGUGAUAUUUAUAAAUAAAAUAUUUUAUUACUUAU
Ostrea edulis (European flat oyster) is the source of this 4774-nucleotide messenger RNA. Its product is annotated as two pore channel protein 2-like. Gene Ontology annotation, cellular component: lysosomal membrane. Gene Ontology annotation, biological process: transmembrane transport; monoatomic ion transport. Gene Ontology annotation, molecular function: monoatomic ion channel activity; voltage-gated channel activity. The transcript is spliced from 26 exons. The record is from RefSeq and is a predicted model, not a curated record. NCBI's taxonomy places the organism in Eukaryota, Metazoa, Mollusca, Bivalvia, Ostreida, Ostreidae. The coding region runs from base 268 to 2736 and encodes 822 amino acids.